This is a messenger RNA of Vanessa tameamea, 2419 nucleotides long. RefSeq names its product transmembrane protein 151B-like. The record is from RefSeq and is a predicted model, not a curated record. The coding region runs from base 296 to 2110 and encodes 604 amino acids. The transcript has 8 exons. NCBI's taxonomy places the organism in Eukaryota, Metazoa, Arthropoda, Insecta, Lepidoptera, Nymphalidae.
CAGUACGGACAUAUUAUUCGAUGCGCUUUGAAGUCCCUCGAUGUUAUUUUAAAUUUUAUCAAUAAAAUAUAUUUAAAAAAAAAACUUUAUGAAUUAAAAAAUAUAGGUACAUACUUUUUUGAAUUAAAAAAUAAAUUAAUUUAUUAUUAGUUGCAAUGUUUCAAACAGGACGCGUAAGUUUAAACGGUCGACUUUGGAUGCAGUUGUUGUGUUAUUCUGUGAUGGUCCACAGUGUGCUGUGUUAGUGAGCCAUGAGGCUUUUUUCCGUACAUUUAUUGUGUGUGUUCUCACAGCCAUGACGUCACAGGAGCGUAACAACAUUUUCUCCGACGAUGACGAGGAUUUGCGCCCUCGACAACAAAGUAUCGGUGGCGUGCUGAGACGAGAGGGAAACUGGAAGUGCUUUCUCCUCACGCUGAUGAUCGUUGGCUGUCUGGCCUCUGUAACUUGGUGCAGCACUGCUGAAAUCGAUAGAGAACUUAUUGAUCUAAAUACUUUUAUGUCCAUCAGGUACCCAAUAAAGAGGACAGUACGUGAGUCCCCCUGCGAUGUCGGCUACGCUUACAUUCCAAUUGCCUUCGUUCUGCUGCUGUAUUUGGUGUAUUUGGUCGAGUGUUAUCAUAGCACAGCGAGGAUACAGUUAGCAAGACGUGUGGAUGUAACCGCAGUGAGCGCACGAGUCCAUGCGAUGAGGAACGCCAACCCGAGAGUCUGGUGGAAAGCUAUUUGCUACCACUACGUGCGUCGAAAGCGGCAAGUCACGCGAUACCGCAAUGGCGACGCUUACACUACAACUCAGGUAUACUACGAGCGAGUAAAUACGCAUAGCGCAAGUACGUCAUUUGCACAUGCCUGUUGUGGCCAACGUGAUGCUUCGCGGAAUCUAGUUCUAGAUUCGAAAACCCCCAUCACAAAGGUCCGCUUCAGCAAAGGAUUCGCUUUCGCGAACAUUGAGGCUGCCAGUGAAUUUGAAGACCAAAGGUCAAGAUUUUUUGCAGAACAUGAAAGGUUCGACGACUUCAUGGAAAUGCGUGAGGGAUUAGAUUUAAUAGGUGUUAGUUCAUUCAGGGAGUACAUGGUAGCAUAUAGGGAAGCUGAUCGUUGUCCUUGGUAUUCAUCUCAACUUCUUUUUUGGACACUUUCCUGUAUUCUUCUCUCCUGGCCUCUAAGAAUUGUUAUAGAAUGUAAUACAGCAUAUGUCCAUUAUACGAUAACAAAAAUAUUUGGCACGAACUACGAAUUAGACCCUAGUCGACAAUUAGAUUUAGACACACAUUUAUCUGACACUUUACCGCCAGUCCCUGCAACAAAUUACUCCUGGGCACUGGCUGAUGAGCAAAGCGCCGUCUUAUGUGCUGCUUCCAGACCUCCACGUACUCUUCCACUUUCACAUGCAUCUACUGUGGAUAGUCUCGAACUAUUUGCAGCCAUCCGAGGCAACUGUGCAAUUGUACCGUCAUACUCAGAAGCUAUGCGUAUCGAUGCUGCUCUUAGAGAAGACCCAGCGGAAAAUACAUCUAACGCAGGUGUUCUUAUUGACAUCGAAGGUGAACCAAGAACUAACAGGCCUGCUAUAAAAGCAGCAUCUUUCGAUGAACCAACAAGGAGACCACGAGUUACUAUAGCUGGGACUCAUUCAAGUCAUAACAUUGCUGGUAGCUCUAGAUCUCAUGAAGCUAAACAGCAGAAUAGAAGAUCUUGGGCAGGUGUAUUAACAUCUGCUAGAAGUGCAAGGCAAAUUCUGGAUGACUUAACAAAUAAUCCUGUUACUUACGAACCUAUACCAGAAUCACAAGUAAGAAGAAACGGAGAAAAUACUUUAUAUUUCUCUAGGGAAUUGUCACCGACGUGUUCAAGAGAUCCGUUUGGGGGUCGUGCUCAAACUACGCCCACGGAUGAACCGCCAUCAUACGAAGAAGCUUUAAAGUUACCUGCCUUAAAGAAGUUAACAAGAUCAAUAACAGGCACGGAUUUAGCUGGACCUAGGAGAGCAUUUUUAAAGGAUGUAUUAGCAAAUAGAAGAUCAUGUUUGGAAGGUGUUGGUGUACUGGCAGGUGCUAAAGUUGUUAGAUUGCCAUAUAGUGAGUCAGGCGAAGAAACGCCUCUAUAGCGCUGCUAUGUUAGUUUUACUGACUUUUUAUGGUGCAAUAAAAUGUUAAUAUAAAUACUCGAGAUACUCGUCUAAGAAGUAUAGUUAGAAUCCAUACAAAGUGAGAUACCAGUCUAGUUAAAUUUAAUACUUUUAUUAGGUUAUUUAUAUGCUUCGGUAUUGCAACGCACUUUAAGCUUGCCCGUUUAUACAUAACUGUAAUUACACGGUAGCUUCAAAAGUUAAUGGAAUUGAUUUUUUUCUACAAUAAUUUAUAUGCCAGAUACAUUUAAUAUAGUCGUUAAUUUCUACAAUACUGGAAGUCGGAAU